UAUCUCGAGUUUAGGAAGUUGUACAGCUAAUUACCCGAAAAUUUAUAGGCUUAAUGUAGGCCAAAUCAAUGGCAUCUGAAAGAGCGCUUUGUGAUGACAAACGCAAGCUAGUAUUUAUUAAUUUGCUGGUACUCAUGAAGAGCAUGUUUUGUAUUAAUAAUAACAUUUCAAAUAUUUAAAAAUUGGAAGAGGUAUUUGUGCCCUUACGGUGCCUAUAACUUUCUGCAACGUCUAGAGUAUCCAUGACUCUCGAUGCUGCUGAAUAUCUUACACAAUGGAUCUCUCAUGACUUAAUAAAGAGUCAAUUCUAAAGGUAAAGCAGUAAUUAUGCCAUGUGAAUAACAGGACUUUGUUAGAAGGCCAUUUAUCGCCAAGAACUAUAUCAAUUAGUUCUUUCUGGUCAUUAUAUAAUCAUCCUGUCUGUUGAUUUAUUGCCCUAAUAUGCUAUUUUAUUCAUGGGAAUUAGUGUGCACUUCUCAAUUUGUGGUAAUGUUUACUGCUGAUGGUGACUCUGGAAGAAGCAAAAGGACUUGCAGUGCUUACGUGUCCCGGUCGACAAGAGGUCUGCGGUCAUUGUUUAGAGCAUGAUAUAUGUUUUUCUAUGCCUCUAUGCCAUUCGAAGGUGGAACAACUUGCUACGGAAGAUCUGGUUGAGCUUUCAGAGACAGAGAAGCAUAAUUUAGGCCAGACUCGCAUCAGCGACAAGGUGCAGAGGAAGGUUGCAAGGGAGAUCAAAACCGAGGUUUUGACGAGGAUUACGAGUAUGAGGCCUUUGAGGGGACGGGUGGUGACAUGGAAUGAGUGACGCGAUCUUGAUGCCACCGAGGUUUCUGUGAGGAUUGUCCAUUUGACUUUUUGAUCUCAUCCUGGCAUACUCCUUUGACUUCUCUUUCUUUCUGUACUUUCCAAUUUUGGGCAAGUUCAUAGCGUUGAAUUAGAGCAGACCAGAGCUAUGUAGAGAUUUCUGAUGUUGGAUAAACUAGGCGCAAAGAGCCAUUCUUGUGGAAAAUGUUGAUGAAUGUAUUCAUUUUCAUAUUAUUAUAAUAUUUUGAUGUUAUUAAGUGCUUAA
Messenger RNA from Syzygium oleosum, 1069 nucleotides. RefSeq lists its product as uncharacterized. Gene Ontology annotation, cellular component: nucleus. The transcript has 3 exons. NCBI's taxonomy places the organism in Eukaryota, Viridiplantae, Streptophyta, Magnoliopsida, Myrtales, Myrtaceae. Gene Ontology annotation, biological process: nuclear DNA replication. The coding region runs from base 503 to 805 and encodes 100 amino acids. The record is from RefSeq and is a predicted model, not a curated record.